Messenger RNA from Aspergillus homomorphus CBS 101889, 957 nucleotides. RefSeq lists its product as uncharacterized. The record is from RefSeq and is a predicted model, not a curated record. The transcript is spliced from 3 exons. NCBI's taxonomy places the organism in Eukaryota, Fungi, Ascomycota, Eurotiomycetes, Eurotiales, Aspergillaceae. The coding region runs from base 1 to 957 and encodes 318 amino acids.
AUGCUCUGCUCUUCAACAGUUGCGUUGAUAUACGCAGGCUCAAUCAGCCCUAGCAUCCAACUCUUCUCUGUCUUGGUCAUAGGCUUCAUCUCGUUCCGCUGGACCCGCCAUCUAUAUUUUACAGUUUCCCAGCCAGAAAUCACCAUCGCCAGCCUUACUGAACCGUCGGCUCCUGCAUCUUCCCCGGAGGUGUCUUCUUCUCCUUCUCCCAGCGGCCCGGAGCAGCCCGACCAAGACCAGGAGGAGGUGGAUUAUCCCCUCACACGACUUCCAUACAACGAGGACACCAUCGUCGGCCUCGUCAGCGAAGUAUACCGCAUCUACAUACAACUCGGCUUCAUCAACAACCGCGCGAAUGGCGAGCCCGAACUAGUCUGGCCGCCACCCAACGGCCACUCUAUCAACAAAGCCCGCUGCGAGGAGCUCAAUCUCAGCCCCAAAGUAAUAUCCUUGAUGCAACGACUGCCCUAUCCGGUCACGUCCCACCUCGAUAUCCCCUUCAUCCCGGGGUCUAAAGCAAUGGUCUACAUCGACGAUGACCAAAUCCUAGACGGCCGAGAUCCGGAUCGCUGGGAAUUCGACACCCCGCGCAAAGACUUUCUUCUACCGCACGAGAUUGCUCUUGCGACCAGAGAUGACGAAGGUAUUAAUCUUAAUCUUAAUACGGAAGAAAAUUCACCGUCGGACGAUGAGGAUGGUAAUACCGAUUAUCGGAGUCUCUAUGGUCAUCAUGCGCCCACAUUCCUAGCGGAGUAUGUGAACAGGCUGAGAUGUUUGGAGAUUAUCCCCGGUGGUGCACGUAACUAUCGAUGGUUCUAUAACGAGGAUGAUGGUAAAGCGAAAAUUCUGCGGGAGCAGUAUGGCUGGCCGUAUGAUUUCCGGGAGGCGGAGUGGAAGGCUGCGGUUAAGGAUGUUCAGGGACGUAUGGAUGAGUUGAGAAACUGGCCGGCUUCUUAG